Molecule: messenger RNA, 795 nt
Organism: Acytostelium subglobosum LB1
Lineage: Eukaryota; Evosea; Eumycetozoa; Acytosteliales; Acytosteliaceae
Exons: 1
Coding region: 1-795 (264 amino acids)
Source: RefSeq, a predicted model, not a curated record
AUGAUAUCACUGUUGGUGAUAUUGGUACUAUUCUCACCAAUGGUCGAGUGUUUUGGAGAGUCGGGAGUAUGGGAGAGAUUGUUCCUCUACUAUUCAUGGUUGGCCACUUUUGGAGAGGAUGGAAAGAAUUCAUUCAUUUCAAAGGACUCUAGGAUCAGCUCACCACGAGCCACCACUCCCGGCACCCUUGGAGACCUCAAAUUGUACAUGGAUUAUAUCCAUAACAAUAGAGGAAAUCCCAUACCAACCAACUUUAAUGCAGACAGCACCAAUAUUGAUGAAUGGCGCAACUUCCUCCUUAAACGCUACACUGGUACCUCUGAUGAGCCCUACGUCUUUGAGAGAAUUGGAAAAGAUGCAUCCUAUCCAACGGGCUCCCAGGGCCUUCGAAAGAUCGUUGGUGAGGUCAAGAACUACCUAAUCAACAAAGUCAAAAAUGUAGAUUCUUUGACUGCUUUCAGAACAAAGGCAUUUAGCGCCUUGAAAAGUGCCAGGGAACUCAGGAUAUUCGAGAUGUACAAGAACAUGCUUACUGGACCCAAUGGAGUUGGAAUGCCUGACGCCCUUAAAGACUCGAUCACAGCCACCAAAUCGUUAGAGGAACUUGUGGAGAAACUUGACCGCGAUGCUGACAAGAUCAUUAAAGCAAUUGGCGAAGCAUUCAAUGGAGGUCAAGAGGCAAAGAUUAUCAACCUCAAUGGAGAAGCACAGACCAUCCCCUUUGACACUACAUAUCCUGCUCACAGGGAUAACAUCAUAACAUUCAAGAUGCCACCAGGCUUUGAUUGCCAGUGA